AUGUAUGCCACUGCGCUCAACGAGCUUCAGGAGCUGGAAUCAGAACCCCUCUGUCAUCGUACUGCGGCCCUUCUUCUGGUGAACAACUGUCAACUGCUCGAUGGCCGGGAUGAGGCAACGAUCAUGACCGACACUGGACGAGCUGCUCGUGAUUUUAUCGAUUCAUAUGCUGCAAGCUUGGCUAUAUGCGACCUGGAAAGGGGUAACUUCAUUAUUCCAUCCUCCUGUUCCAAGUUCCAAGAGUCGGUCUUGGCUAGAAUGCCUCCACCAAACAAGCCUCAUCUCCACGUAACGACACUCGAGAUUGAUGCCUGUCUCGAGGGCCUGGCACAGUCGGACUCAGCCUGGAAUACUUGGGUGAGCUACCGCCACAAGGCUUUGCGAUUCUGCGAGGCAGCUCGCGCGGACAACGAAAAGGACCAAAACAUCCGAGUCCACCAAAGGCUGACGAGCAUUCUCGCCAAGCUGACCACUCAGCUCGAAGAAGAGAUGGAGGAGCGGCUUCGAUCGAUGAACCACAUGUUUCAAGAAGCCGGGGCUACUAUGGAGAGUCUAAAGCCUCGGAUGAAGGACCUGCAAGAUGGCAUCAUUCAGCUGGAUGCACUUUUCAAGGAUCAAAUCGUCCACAACGUGCAGCAAUCGGCGGACUUUGUCACUCACGGACUUGACGACGCAAGGCAACUACAAACGCUACUGGCCAUGCUGGUUGGGGUGGCGCAGAAGCAGAAUCGCGAAUUGGCAACUUCUCACGAGGCCUCUUUACAAGAGGUUACUCUACGAAUCACUAGCGAGGUUGAUGUCAUACUGGCAGCGCUGGCUGCAGCAGUUGCCUCGUCUACUUCUUUGCGCCGAGAGAUUGAGAUCUCGCAGUCCGCCGCUGCAGCUGUUGCAUUGAGACAGGAGAAGAUUGAGACGGGCAUGCAAAAGCUCGAAGGCCUAGCCGACUCUUUGCUGGUCAAGCACAAAGCCCAUAAGGAACGGCUUAACAAUGCUCAGCAAACAGCUUCGGAGUUGAUGGACAUUCUCGAUGCAGCCUCAACCACGGCCGUUACUCUCCGCAGCUCCAUUUACAACAGCUUUGGUUGGGGGUCUUGGUGGCCUUAUGUCUUUUGCCCACUCACGUCUUUGGUCGUCGGCUCGUACGGACUGCCACCUUCCGCGAUGAGAAAUGUUGUACUCAUCGGUCUCGGUGAGUGA
Messenger RNA from Trichoderma reesei QM6a, 1197 nucleotides. RefSeq lists its product as uncharacterized. Gene Ontology annotation, cellular component: endoplasmic reticulum membrane. The transcript has 5 exons. Bases 1 to 1197 code for a protein of 398 amino acids. NCBI's taxonomy places the organism in Eukaryota, Fungi, Ascomycota, Sordariomycetes, Hypocreales, Hypocreaceae. Gene Ontology annotation, biological process: nuclear membrane fusion involved in karyogamy; karyogamy involved in conjugation with cellular fusion. The record is from RefSeq and is a predicted model, not a curated record.